Messenger RNA from Rhodotorula toruloides NP11, 1464 nucleotides. Its product is annotated as MFS phospholipid transporter. The transcript is spliced from 19 exons. The record is from RefSeq and is a predicted model, not a curated record. Gene Ontology annotation, cellular component: plasma membrane. Gene Ontology annotation, molecular function: carboxylic acid transmembrane transporter activity. The coding region runs from base 1 to 1464 and encodes 487 amino acids. Lineage: Eukaryota; Fungi; Basidiomycota; Microbotryomycetes; Sporidiobolales; Sporidiobolaceae. Gene Ontology annotation, biological process: carboxylic acid transport; transmembrane transport.
AUGGCCUCGUCGGACUCGUCUGCGCCCGUUCAGCGCGCCCGCUUUGGCUUGGGCAAGAUCGGACUCGUUUUCGCUUGCGGAACUGCCCUCUUCUCGGACGGCUAUGUUAACGCCUCAUCCGGUACUGUCAACACGAUCCUCAAGCGGUUGUAUCCGACGGAGUACGGCAAGAACAACCAUGGCACGCUCUUCAGCUCGAUGGUCUUCGUCGGUACGGUGCUUGGACAAUUGUCGUUCGGCUACCUCGUCGACCGUUACGGAAGGAAAUUUGGUAUGCUCGCUGCGUCCGCCAUCAUGAUUGUCGGCUCGGCCCUCUGUGCUGGGGCAUACGGUGCCGGAGGAUCGAUCACGGGCAUGCUUCAGGCUCUCAUCGCCUGGCGUUUCUUGACCGGAGUCGGUAUUGGCGCGGAGUACCCUGCCGGAAGUGUCGCCUGCUCGGAGUCGACGGAGAACCCCGGCGUCAAGGGCCGCAUCCAGCACAUGCUCUUCGUCUUGGCCACCAACUGCAUGAUCGACGUUGGCUUCGUCGUCGCUAGCUUCGUCCCGCUCGUCCUCCUCUGGAUCUGCGGCGACAAUCACCUCCGCCUCGUUUGGCGUCUCACCUUCGGCCUCGGCAUCGUCCCCGCCGCCCUCGUCCUCCUCUGGCGCCUCCGCAUGCCGAGCGAGCCCGUCCGCUACCGUGAGAGCGCCAUCAAGCGCAACGUCCCGUACGGGCUCGUCUUCAGGCGUUACUGGAAGGAGUUUAUCGGUAUCAGUCUCUGCUGGUUCCUUUACGACUUCAUCACCUACCCCUUCGGUCUUUUCUCGUCCGUCAUCGUCGACACAGUCACCGGCGGAUCCGACAAGCUCACUACUGUCUUCGCCUGGAACAUCGUCAUCAACGCCUUCUACGUCCCUGGAUGCUUCUUCGGAGCGCUUACUGUCGACUGGAUCGGCCCCAAGAAGCAGCUCAUGCUCUUCUUGAUGCUCCAAGCCAUCGUAGGGUUCGCUAUGAGCGGCACAUACGAGAAGUUGACCCAGCACAUCGCCGGCUUUGCUGUGCUCUACGGCAUCUUCCUCUCGUUCGGCGAAGCCGGUCCAGGGGACUGCUUAGGCCUAUUGGCCAGCAAGCUUUUCCCGACAGCGGUCAGGGGCAAGAUGUACGGUCUUGCUGCUGCCAUCGGCAAGAUUGGCGCAUUCUGCGGUACCUGGGCUUUCCCUGCCUUGAUCAACGACUUCCCUGAGGGACCCAAGCAGACGUCGGGACCUUUUUGGGUUGGGAGCGGCUUGGCCGUGCUUUCCGCACUUAUUGCGCUCGUCCUCAUCCCCGAAGCCAAGAUGAACGGCAUGACGCUCAUGGAUGCCGAGUUCAAGCAGUACCUCGCCGACCACGGCUACGACAUCAGCCAGAUGGGCACGUCCGACGCCGGCUCGAUUCAGGAGCGCGACUCGUUGGAGGACGAGAAGAAGGCGCCGGCUGUCUGA